Molecule: messenger RNA, 4232 nt
Organism: Bufo bufo (common toad)
Lineage: Eukaryota; Metazoa; Chordata; Amphibia; Anura; Bufonidae
Gene: SUPT16H
Product: SPT16 homolog, facilitates chromatin remodeling subunit
Exons: 26
Coding region: 383-3487 (1034 amino acids)
Biological process (GO): positive regulation of transcription elongation by RNA polymerase II; transcription elongation by RNA polymerase II
Cellular component (GO): FACT complex
Molecular function (GO): nucleosome binding
Source: RefSeq, a predicted model, not a curated record
GGCUCCCUCCAGUCUGCGGUACCGCGCACGCUGACAGGCACGAGUAGACGCCGUGUAAACACCUCCACAGAGGGAGUCAAUAGAUGCGUUGAAUGUUCACAUCCGGCGACAGGGGGCGCUGUGGGCCCUGCUCUCUCCGCCUUUCUCGGUCCUUUCUCUCCGCCCCCCGGUUCUCUCUCGCAGGUCGGGAUUUCCCGCUCUGCCUGCCAUCGUUUUUUUUGCGUUUGGUGUUGGGAGCUCGUGCAGGCCAUCGUCCAGACAGCGGUGUUUCCCGAAACACUACCCAACUGGCUGCUAGCUGAGCCGGCGAGUAUCGUAGGAAAGCACGCGGGAAGCCCGGCCUGCUCCGGGAGGGAGCCCAGGAGACCCGGCCGUGUGCAGGAUGGCGGUCAGCCUGGAUAAAGAAGCCUAUUACCGGCGAAUUAAGCGGCUCUACAGCAACUGGAAGAAAUCUGAAGAUGACUUCUCCAACGUGGAUGCUAUUGUGGUAUCAGUGGGAGUGGACGAGGAGAUCGUGUACGCCAAGUCCACGGCCCUACAGACCUGGCUUUUUGGCUACGAGUUAACGGACACAAUAAUGGUCUUCUGUGAGGAGAAAAUUAUCUUCAUGGCCAGCAAGAAAAAAGUGGAGUUCCUUAAGCAGAUUGCCAACACAAAAGGCAAUGAAAAUGCUAAUGGCACCCCAGCCAUCACACUUCUAGUCCGGGAGAAGCAAAAUGAGGCUAACAAGGCGAACUUCGACAAGAUGCUUGAGGCCAUUCGAGGGAGCAAGAAAGGAAAGAAAAUUGGCGUUUUUAGCAAAGACAAGUUCCCAGGGGAUUUCAUGAAGAGCUGGUAUGACUGCUUGAAUAAAGAAGGGUUUGAAAAGGCUGAUAUCAGCGCUACUGUGGCUUACACAAUUGCUGUAAAAGAGGAUGGAGAACUAAACCUGAUGAAAAAGGCAUCUACCAUUACCUCGGAUGUCUUUAAUAAGUUCUUUAAAGAGCGUGUCAUGGAGAUUGUAGAUGCUGAUGAGAAAGUACGGCACAGCAAGCUUGCAGAGUCUGUGGAGAAAGCCAUAGAAGAUAAAAAAUAUUUGGGUGGGACGGACCCAUCCACCAUUGAAAUGUGUUAUCCUCCCAUAAUCCAGAGUGGAGGCAAUUACAAUCUAAAAUUUAGUGUGGUCAGUGACAAAAACCACAUGCACUUUGGGGCGAUCACAUGUGCCAUGGGUGUCCGCUACAAAUCCUAUUGCUCCAAUUUAGUGCGCACACUCAUGGUGGAUCCAACGCAGGAAAUGCAAGAAAAUUACAACUUCUUGCUACAGAUGCAGGAUGAUUUAUUCAAGGAGUUGAAGCAUGGUGCAAAAAUAAGUGAUAUUUAUCAAUCUAUUAUGGAUCAAGUGAAAAAACAGAAGCCAGAUCUAAUGAGCAAGAUCACAAAAAAUCUGGGUUUUGCUAUGGGAAUAGAGUUUCGGGAAGGAUCUCUCGUAAUAAAUAGCAAAAAUCAGUACAAACUCAAGAAAGGAAUGGUGUUCAGUGUUCACUUGGGCCUGGCAGACCUGACCAAAAAAGAUGGAAAGAAACAAGAAGAGAAGACUUAUGCUUUGUUUGUUGGGGAUACAGUGCUGGUUAAUGAGGAGGGACCAGCGACUAUUCUUACCAGUGUUAAGAAGAAGGUUAAGAAUGUCGGCAUCUUCUUAAAGAAUGAAGAUGAAGAGGAGGAUGAAGCCAAGGAUGAUGCUGAGGAGCUUCUUGGCCGAGGAUCUCGAGCUGCAGCACUUCUUACGGAGAGAACCAGAAAUGAGAUGACAGCAGAAGAGAAGCGCCGGACUCACCAGAAGGAGCUUGCAACACACCUAAAUGAGGAGGCACGAAGGAGGUUAACAGAACAGAAGGGUGAACAGCAAGCACAGAAGGCUCGGAAGUCUAACGUUUCGUACAAAAACGCUUCUCAAAUGCCAAAAGAGCCAGAAAUUCGGGAGAUGAAGAUUUGUAUAGACAAAAAGUAUGAGACUGUCAUUAUGCCUGUGUUUGGAAUUGCUACUCCCUUCCAUAUUGCCACCAUCAAGAAUAUUAGUAUGUCAGUCGAAGGGGAUUACACUUAUCUCCGUAUCAACUUCUUCUGCCCUGGUAGUGCUCUAGGGCGAAAUGAGGGUAACAUUUUCCCCAACCCUGAUGCCACAUUUGUUAAGGAAAUAACAUACCGAGCCUCCAAUAUGAAGACCCCUGGAGAGACUGCUGUGCCAUCACUUAACUUGCAGAAUGCUUUCCGAAUUAUCAAGGAAGUGCAGAAACGAUACAAGACGAGGGAGGCGGAGGAGAAGGAGAAAGAGGGCAUUGUGAAGCAAGACUCCCUUGUCAUUAAUCUUAAUCGUAGUAAUCCCAAAUUGAAAGACCUGUACAUUAGGCCUAACAUUGCACAGAAGCGAAUGCAGGGAUCUCUUGAAGCACAUGUAAAUGGUUUCCGUUUCACGUCUGUAAGAGGAGAUAAAGUGGAUAUUUUGUACAAUAACAUUAAACAUGCCAUUUUCCAGCCUUGUGAUGGAGAGAUGAUCAUUGUGCUUCAUUUCCAUCUCAAGAAUGCCAUAAUGUUUGGGAAGAAGAGGCACACGGAUGUCCAGUUCUAUACAGAAGUCGGAGAGAUCACUACUGAUCUUGGAAAGCACCAGCACAUGCAUGACCGCGAUGACCUUUAUGCAGAACAGCUGGAAAGAGAGAUGAGGCACAAACUGAAAACUGCCUUCAAAAACUUCAUUGAAAAGGUUGAAUCUUUAACAAAAGAAGAUCUAGAGUUUGAGGUUCCAUUCAGAGACUUGGGGUUCAAUGGAGCCCCAUACAGGAGUACGUGUCUUUUGCAGCCCACGAGCAGUUCUCUGGUAAACACGACUGAAUGGCCUCCAUUUGUUGUAACGUUAGAUGAGGUCGAGCUUGUACACUUUGAGAGAGUCCAGUUUCACCUGAAGAACUUUGACAUGGUCAUAGUCUACAAGGACUACAAUAAGAAGGUUACUAUGAUCAAUGCCAUUCCUGUGGCAUCCCUUGAUCCAAUCAAAGAGUGGUUAAACUCUUGUGAUAUUAAGUACACUGAGGGAGUUCAGUCACUGAACUGGACAAAAAUUAUGAAAACCAUUGUGGAUGACCCUGAAGGUUUCUUUGAGCAGGGUGGCUGGUCUUUCCUUGAACCAGAAGGCGAGGGCAGUGAUGCAGAAGCUGCAGGUUCAGAGUCUGAAGUAGAAGAUGAGACAUUCAAUCCCUCUGAGGAAGAAAUUGAGGAGGAGGAGGAAGACAGUGAUGAGGAUUAUUCGGAUGAAACAGAAGAAUCUGUGUACAGUGAAGAUUCUCUAGGCACCGAUGAAGAGAGUGGUAAAGACUGGGAUGAACUAGAAGAAGAAGCCCGGAAAGCUGACCGUGAAAGUCGUUAUGAGGAAGAGGAGGAACAAAGUCUGACUAAGAAGAGGAAGGGUCUUGGGCAUGCACCCACCCCUUCAAAGAAGAGGAGGAAGUAACACUAGUGUGAACUCUUCCUUUUCCCAACUCGCAUUCAGUUUUUUCACCCCCUUCUACUUUUGAAGUAAAUCCCCACGUCCUGUCUUUCUACUCAUUCCUCAAUAUUAUAUCUGUUCCCAAAAUUGAGAAUUUCUUACCUUUUUCCUUCACGUGCCCUGAGUCUGAGGUGUGUGCCACCUGUGCUUUUGCUGCUACAGACUGCUGGGAUGCUAUGUGAUGGUUAAAAUGGACCAAUAUGGCAUUAUUUUAUUAUGUCUUCUUAACUGGACCGGUCACAAAAUGAAAUCCAUAAUAAAUUUUCACAACAUCAAAAAAAUCUCCACUUUUUUUUUUUUUUUUUUAAAAGACAUUCUUAUUGUAUCUAUAAACCCUUCCAUUACUUCAUGGACUUUGUGACGCUGUGUGGCAGUUAAGUGGUUAAAGUGACACUGCCAGUCUACUCCGCUGGGUGGUUUGCCUGUAUCCCUAUGUGCACUUGACCAGUUCCCCUGCCUCCUCUUAAAGCUUGCCGUUUUCAUAUUUCUUGUGCUGCUCUACUAGGAUUUCUUGUACAAUGUUACUUCCUUUGCGUUCUGUUAUUUUGUGUCAGGAGUCUGUCCUCAUCAUUCUCCUCACUGCUUCUUUUUUUUCCCCCUUUUCCACUGCCUAUGCUCUUUUUCUCUCUAGCAGUGAGAUGUAAAUGGUGUUUUUCAGACCUUGAAGACAUGUAAACAAAUAAAAGUAAAAACGACUUUUUGUACCUUU